Molecule: messenger RNA, 1534 nt
Organism: Glycine soja
Lineage: Eukaryota; Viridiplantae; Streptophyta; Magnoliopsida; Fabales; Fabaceae
Product: transcription termination factor MTERF2, chloroplastic-like
Exons: 1
Coding region: 104-1318 (404 amino acids)
Biological process (GO): regulation of DNA-templated transcription; chloroplast organization
Cellular component (GO): chloroplast
Molecular function (GO): double-stranded DNA binding
Source: RefSeq, a predicted model, not a curated record
GCUAAGGAUUCUCCGAAACCCAGUUGUCUGUCUUGUCAAGAGGUUACUCUCAUCUCAUUGCUCAUAAUCAAAUCUCACUACAUUAAAAUCCUAGAGUGAAUAAAUGAUGUCUAAUUUUCUCCUCAUUGCAAGAUUAACUGCGUCAUCAUCAUUCACACGCUACAAGAGCACCCAUAUCCCAUUGGGUUCUCUGUUGCAACACAAACACACAGCUUCACUUUUUUUCUUCAAUUCAUUCACUUCAGCUACCUCUUCUGAUUCUGAAUCAGAUGGAAACCACCAUAAAGGUGACACCUUUACUGUGUCGUACCUCAUCAACUCAUGUGGGGUGUCCCCAACACUGGCUAGGGAACUCUCCAACAGGGUCAAUUUAAAAAACCCUAAUGGCCCAAAUGCUGUUCUUGAUCUUCUCAACAACUAUGGGUUCUCCAAAACACAGCUUGCAAAACUUGUGGUGAGACAUCCUUUAGUGCUUGUUGCAAAAGCAAAGAAAACCCUUUUGCCUAAACUCAAGUUCUUUCGUUCUAUUGGGGUCUCCGACACUGACAUGCCAAAAAUCCUGAUUGCUAAUCAUUGUAUCUUGGAGAGGAGCUUGGAAAAAUGCCUCAUCCCACGUUAUGAGUUCCUAAAGAGUGUACUUUGUGAUGAUCGGGAAGUUGUUAGAGCUUUGAAAAGUUCCCCUCUUGGUUUUGUAUAUGGUGACUUAGUGAAUGCCUUGGUUCCAAACAUUAAAAUUUUGAGGCAAUCUGGUGUGUCUCAGGCAUCCAUCUCUUUCCUACUGACCAUUGCUCUGCCUGCAGCAUAUGUGGAGCAUUCCAGAUUUGUGGAAGCUGUGAAGACAGUUAAGGAAAUUGGGUUUAGUCCUUUGAAAACAAAUUUUGUCGUGGCUAUUUCCGUGCUUACAACUAUGAGGAAAACAGUCUGGAAUUCAAGGUUUGAGGUUUAUGAGAGUUGGGGCUGGAACCGUGAAAUGGCUCUUCGAGCAUUUAGAAAGUUUCCUGGUUUUAUGAAGUUUUCAGGGGAGACGUUUACCAAAAAAAUGAGUUUCCUGGUGAAGGAUAUGGGUUGGCCAUCUGAAGCUAUUGCUGAAUAUCCUCAAGUUGUAGCAUACAGCUUGGAGAAGAGAAUUAUCCCUAGAUUCUCUGUUAUCAAAAUCUUGAAAUCAAAAGGUCUGCUUGAGAAAAACAUGCACUUUAGUUCCAUUAUUUGCACAGCUGAGGAAAAGUUUUUGGAGAAAUUUGUCGUCAAUUUUCAGAAAAUUUUGCCUUUCUUACCAGAUGUUUACAGAGGUUUGAUCAAUCCUUCAAAUGUAUUGUAGUCUUUGAAUGUUUUUACUGAUAUGGUUCUAAGUUCCAACUUUUUUUAUUUCAAUACUAAAUUGAACUUGAGUUUAGCCUGCUUUCACAUUUUGUGCCAACAUUUUGAGUUUUAUUGUUUUUAGGUAGAGGGACUUUUGGUCAGAUUUAUAGGAUGAUCCGAUGCUGAUUAUUUAAACUAGUAUAUAAAUCGCUUUACUGGUGAUUUACAAGUUCAA